AUGGCAGUUUUUGAUUCUCCCCAGGAAGCAUUUGGCAUUUUACGCCCAGUUUGUGUUCAGCUCACAAAGACACAGACCAUAGAGAAUGUGGAACACCUUCAGACAAAACUGCACAUUGUAGGUGAUUCUGCUCUUCAAGACCUUCAAGAAUAUGUCCUCUUUCCCUUAAGAUUCACCCUCAAGACUCCAGGUGCCAAAAGAGAGAGCCUGGUCCAGAGUGUAGUGGAAUGCAUUACAUUUGUCCUUUCUACAACAUGUAUAAAGAAACAGGACCUCCUUCAAGAACUUUUUUCAGAGCUAUGCCUUUGCCUGUCUUCUCCCAAUUCCCAACAACCAGCACCUGUAUCAGAAGAAUUAAAAUUGGCUGUAGUCCAAGGACUCCAUACCUUAAUGCAUUCAGCCUAUGGAGACAUAAUCCUCAGCUUGUAUCAACCUCGCACUCUUCCCCACUUAGGAUUUGCUAUAUCUUUACUACUAACUCUAGCAGAACAGGAGAAAUCAAAGCAAAUUAAAACUUCUGCCUUAAAGUGUUUACAAGUUCUUCUCUUACAGUGUGACUGCCAGGACCAUCCCAAGUUGUUAGAUGACACUGAGAGAGAACAACUUGGAGAUUUGUUUGCUUCUUUUUUGCCUGGGAUCUCAAUUACAUUGACCAGGAUUAUCACUGGAGACUUUAAACAAGGCCAUGUGAUCAUAAUAUCUGCCUUAAAGGUCUUUUACAAGAUAAUUGGCUUCGUUAUGGCUGAUGAACAGUUAGCAAAAAUUCCAAAAGACAAAGAAAAACCUUCAGUUGAAUGCAGGGUAGCAGAACUUAUGGUCCAUAGAGAAGCAAAUUGGGUUAAAAAUACUGGUGAUAAGUUGGCUACCCUUAUUGAAAAAAUAGUUGAAUUUGUUUCAGUUCACCCACACUGGAAGGCAAGGAUGGAACUGAUAGAACUUGUCCAGGAUCUUCUAUUGAAGUGUAGACAAUCUCUGUUGAAUUCUGUUGGCCACCUUUUAAAGGCUCUGGUGGGUUUAGUAAAUGAUGAGAAUCCUGAUGUCCAAAGCAGAUGCAAUAAAGUUCUGAAGACUUUUGCAGAUCAAAGGAUAGUUGUUGAGAGCAGGGCACUUGCUGACAUCCUGUCAGAAAAUCUACAUUCUCUUGCUACAGCCCUUCCCCGCCUUAUGAGUUCACAGGAUGAUCAAGGCAAAUAUUCUACUCUCCUCUUGUUACUUGGUUAUCUCAAACUUUUAGGCCCCAAAGUGAACUUUGUUCUCAACUCUGCGGCCCACCUUCAUCGCCUAUCCAAAGCACUCAUACAAGUUCUAGAACUCGAUGUGGCAGAUGUGAAAAUUGUUGAAGAGCGCCGGUGGGGCCCUGAUGGAUUGGCUGAAUCCUCAAGUUCAUUGUCAGAGCCACCUUUAUACAAAAGCAAAAGCCAGAGGAAAUACUUUCGCUUCUUCACAGAUGAGCGAAUUUUCCUGCUUUUGAGGCAGAUAUGUCAGACACUUGGCUUUUAUGGGGAUCUCUAUCUGCUUGUGGAUCACUUCACUGAGCUGUACAAUGAAUCAAUCAUUUACAGAAAGCAAGCUGCCAUGAUCCUUAAUGAGCUGAUUGUAGGGGCUGCAGGGAUCGAGGUGGAGGUUCUCCAUGAAGAUAAGAGCAUGGCAGACUCAGAAGAACUGAAGCAGAUCAUCACAUCCAUCCUUGAGGAAUACAUAAGCCAGAAAAACUGGUAUUUGGUCACCUCUAAGGAAGCUGAGGGAACAAUGAAGCAUUCAGACCUUCAGGCCAUCACAUCAGGUGUUCACACCUGUCAUAUUGCACCACUUCCAUCAUCUUCAGAGCUUAGUCCCACUGUUUGUUCUAUGAAUAGCAACAUCUGGCAAAUAUGUAUCCAGCUAGAAGGGAUUGGCUGCUUCGCACAUGCACUAGGAAGAGAAUUCCGUUUGCUUUUAAUGUCAGCUCUCUACCCCGUGCUUGAAAAAGCUGGAGACAAAACUCUACUUAUUAGUCAAGUGGCUACCAGCACCAUGAUUGAUAUUUGUCAUGCCUGUGCCUAUGAUUCUCCCCGGGACCUGAUCAAUCAUAAUGCUGACUAUUUAGUGAAUGAGAUUUCCUUAAAUCUACAUCAAAUGGCACUGUCCCCGCAUACCCCAACAGUCUUGGAAAUUAUGUUCCAGAACUCAGAUGCUAGCUUGCUUCCUUUGGUAGAAGAUGUGAUUCAAGAUGUACUGUUCAGCCUGGAUCAGUUUCAUGAUGAGAGAGCUGCUUCAUUCUUCAGUGUCCUACACACAGUGUUGGCAGCCUUAGCCCGGUGGUUCCCAAAGGCCAAGGAUGACAAACAGCUCCAGAAACAGAAUUUCAGGAAGGAGAAAUAUGAUUUACACCAAGGCUCAGCGACUCUUGGGAAUGGAUUUGCAUUUACUACCCCUGCUGAAGAAAUAGAACAGUUUUUGUUGAACUACCUCAAAAAUAAGGAUAUUGCAGAUGGAAAUGUCUCCAGUUCUGAUAAUGAAGAGGAGCAACCACCCCCUUCAGAGGCAGAAAUGAAUGAUGUCUGUCCAGAUGUGGAAGCCUCACUGCCAGUGCAGACCCAGAUAGCUAAGGAUGUGAUGGAGAGGUGCAUUCAUUUGCUGUCUGAUAAAGAUCUAAAGACACGCCUGAAGGUUCUGGAUGUGUUGGAACUAUGUGUGACAGUUCUGCAAUCCCAUGAGAACCAGCUACUUCCCAUGGUACAUCGAGUCUGGCUACCACUCGUGCACCGACUUACUAAUGAUGACCCCCUGGCUGUUCUCAGAGCCUUUAAGGUGUUAUGCACCCUAGGAAACAAAUGCGGUGAUUUCCUUCGGAAUCGGUUUUCCAAAGACAUCCUGCCAAAGCUAUCUGACUCCUUGGUCACCCAGGCUCCCGUCAGUGCCAGGGCUGGACCUGUCUACUCCCAUACAAUUGCCUUCAAAUUGCAACUGGCUGUGCUGCAAGGUCUGGGGUCACUUUGCAAGGAACUGGACCUGGGUGGGGGUGACCUGAAUAAAGUGGCAGAUGCCUGCUUGAUUUACCUGAGCGCUAAACAGCCCGUGAAAUUACAAGAGGCUGCCAGGAGCGUGUUCCUCCACCUGAUGAAGGUAGAUCCAGACACGACGUGGUUCAUUCUGAAUGAACUUCACUGCCCUCUUCCAUAUGAGCCCCCACACCCCAGCCUCCACCCAGUGAGCCUGAGUGGGAUGGCCAAGCCUCGGACAGAAUACACUGACAACGUGCUCCUCCUCCUAGCUGAGCUGCAGGGCUGAGGGGCUCUCCCCGAGAGGCCAAGCUUCCCUGCUUCCCGGAAUGAUGACACAUCUAUGCCAGCUGCUGACUGGCCACCCCCGGGGGCAUGAGAGAUACAUGUUCUCCUGAAGCUGGUAGUUGUUGGAGCUAUCUCUUCUGCCCCUGAACCGUUGAGCCCUGAGUCUGGCAGCCCAGAGAGCAGCCUUCAGAGAGAAGAACAUGAAGGGGGAUGAGACAGCCCAUCGAUUUAUAAAUUGAUCGAUCACACAACUGCUUAGAAAUUGGAUUGAAGCAAAAUAGCUGACUGUUAUUUAUAUUUUACACCUUGUGUUUUCAAAUGACAUUGUCAAGCAACUCUAACAAUUUAACUCCUUGAUAUACUUUAGUCAUUGGACAGAGCUAUGUUCCAGGGGCGCAUUGCUGGCCUGACUCCCCCACUUCAGCUGCUGUUUUCUGGGUUUUGUUGUUGUCGUUUUUUAUUGUUUGUUUUUUUAAACAUCUGGCAAAGACAAAAUGACCUUUCUUCCUCCUGCAUUUUUGUGUUCUUGAAUGCCUUGUUCAAAUAUUGAAUCCAUGAAAAUGCAGAGUCUGCGGACUUUCCAUUCCAUAUAUGUGAAAGCAUUAUCUCCUCUUCUUCCCACCUAAAUAAUGACAUUGUAUCUGUUUGUUUCGUUUUUUUAGCACUUUGGAUACACAAUAAAGAUGUUA
Messenger RNA from Gracilinanus agilis (Agile Gracile Mouse Opossum), 3958 nucleotides. It is a transcript of the gene TTI1, whose product is annotated as TELO2 interacting protein 1. Lineage: Eukaryota; Metazoa; Chordata; Mammalia; Didelphimorphia; Didelphidae. The coding region runs from base 1 to 3270 and encodes 1089 amino acids. Gene Ontology annotation, cellular component: cytoplasm. Gene Ontology annotation, biological process: chromatin remodeling. The record is from RefSeq and is a predicted model, not a curated record. The transcript is spliced from 7 exons.